GACUGCCGACAGAGAGCGACCUCGGGGUUAAGGGGUGGGGCUCAACGUCAGAAGCCAAGAUGGCGGCUGUGGCCAGAGUGUCCUUGAGACCCCGGUUCGCGGCCACGGCCCUUGGCGGAGCCUGCCUGCAGGAAACGACAGCCUUCUGAUCUGCAUUCUGAGUGGGAAUGUUUAGAAGAGGACAGGGCAUCGCCAUUGCAUGUGCCUGCCGAGGGGCCCAGACAGCCGCAGCCACAGCUCCCCGCAUCAAGAAGUUCGCCAUCUACCGAUGGGACCCGGACAAGACUGGAGAUAAGCCUCGUAUGCAGACUUACGAGAUCGAUUUGAACAAAUGUGGUCCUAUGGUGCUGGAUGCUUUAAUCAAGAUUAAGAAUGAAAUUGACUCCACCUUGACCUUCCGAAGAUCGUGCAGAGAAGGUAUCUGCGGCUCCUGUGCGAUGAACAUUAAUGGGGGCAACACUCUAGCCUGCACCCGAAGGAUCGACACCGACCUCAACAAAGUCUCCAAAAUCUACCCUCUGCCACAUAUGUAUGUGAUAAAGGAUCUUGUUCCUGACCUGAGCAACUUCUACGCCCAGUACAAGUCCAUCGAGCCCUACCUGAAGAAGAAGGACGAGUCCCAGGGAGGCAAGCAGCAGUACCUGCAGUCCAUAGAGGAUCGGGAGAAACUGGACGGGCUGUACGAGUGCAUCCUCUGUGCCUGCUGCAGCACCAGCUGCCCCAGCUACUGGUGGAAUGCGGACAAAUACUUGGGGCCUGCGGUCCUGAUGCAGGCCUACCGCUGGAUGAUCGACUCCAGAGACGACUUCACGGAGGAGCGCCUGGCCAAGCUGCAGGACCCCUUCUCCCUGUACCGCUGCCACACCAUCAUGAACUGCACGAGGACCUGCCCCAAGGGGCUGAAUCCAGGGAAAGCUAUUGCUGAAAUCAAGAAAAUGAUGGCAACCUACAAGGAAAAGAAAGCUUCAGCUUAACUGUUCUGAUGCUGAGCAUGACUUGUAUCCAGCUCAGCUGAACAGAAUUUAUAUCUGAUUUGAGUUCCUUCAAGGUCUUGAUUUUCCAUGACUACAGCAUGUAUAAUAAAAAUUUAAAAAAUAAUAAAUGUUAUUUUACUUUAUUAACAAAAAA
Molecule: messenger RNA, 1128 nt
Organism: Phyllostomus hastatus (greater spear-nosed bat)
Lineage: Eukaryota; Metazoa; Chordata; Mammalia; Chiroptera; Phyllostomidae
Gene: SDHB
Product: succinate dehydrogenase complex iron sulfur subunit B
Exons: 9
Coding region: 168-974 (268 amino acids)
Biological process (GO): respiratory electron transport chain; tricarboxylic acid cycle; aerobic respiration
Cellular component (GO): mitochondrial membrane
Molecular function (GO): electron transfer activity; 2 iron, 2 sulfur cluster binding
Source: RefSeq, a predicted model, not a curated record